AUGCUUAUUCGAAAGUUUGGAUCUGACUACCUCAACUUUUAUCAAACGUCGCCAGAUGGAAAAUGGAACUUAGAGCGAAAUUACAAACUACCAACAAUAGAUGCCACUUGUGUCUCAUGGUCACCAAACGGUCAAUGGCUUGUCGUUCAAGAUGUUACUUUAAAUCCCGUUAUUCAUAUAUUUUCAUACCCUGGAAUUUUCCUAUAUAGUCACAAGAUGGAAGAAGAUUUGCAAUUGGGUUUCUCAAAAAUUCAAUGGAGUCCCGAUUCUUCUCUGCUAGCUUUAUGUAGCUUACAAAACUCUACCAUUCAUGUGUUGGAUACCCAAACAUUUAACCUUACUUUUCAAUUACAGCAUAACCUUGAGCAGCCCUUUGCGACGAAUUGCUGGCAAGAAGUCUUUUCUUCAGAUUACAAGCUGACUUACCAGCGCGCUCCAUGGCCGACUGCAAUGAAACCUUCAAAUAGGCAUGAACGUUGUGAAGUUUUUUUCAAUAAUGAUAAUUCCUUUGCAGCCUCUUACACACUCCAACAAAAGAAUCUUGUGUGGAUUUGGAAUCUAGGGUCUCAAUGCUUGGAUACCAUACUCGUACAGCAGCGACCCAUUCAGCUUCUCUCUUGGCAUCCUACCUAUCCACAUUGUCUAAUGAUUCAGACGAAAUCUGCAAAACCUAAAACCGGCCAGGAAAAUCAGUCCAUUCUCAACUCUUCAAUUUAUUUUUGGUCUUACGAGUGGAAUGAACCUCGAGUAAUUUCAAUCCCUAAAUCAGACUUCAGAGUGUGCAGAGCUCAGUGGCUUCAGGCUGCUCAUCAUCUUCACUCGUCCACGGUGUUAAUAUCUGGAGAAGAUGCUUAUAUAAUUGCAUAUUUAUUGGAAAGCGAAGAGGAUAUGUCUUCUCAAUUUAUGCUCUCUCAAGGAUCUCUUAAUGAGGAACUAGAAACAACGCAAACAAUUCACAUACCUGCCAAUUGA
Schizosaccharomyces cryophilus OY26 is the source of this 972-nucleotide messenger RNA. Its product is annotated as WDR8 family WD repeat protein. Gene Ontology annotation, molecular function: protein binding. Gene Ontology annotation, biological process: mitotic sister chromatid segregation; protein localization to mitotic spindle pole body; microtubule anchoring at mitotic spindle pole body. The record is from RefSeq and is a predicted model, not a curated record. The transcript has a single exon. Gene Ontology annotation, cellular component: MWP complex; mitotic spindle; microtubule organizing center. The coding region runs from base 1 to 972 and encodes 323 amino acids. Lineage: Eukaryota; Fungi; Ascomycota; Schizosaccharomycetes; Schizosaccharomycetales; Schizosaccharomycetaceae.